Nezara viridula (southern green stink bug) is the source of this 1348-nucleotide messenger RNA. Lineage: Eukaryota; Metazoa; Arthropoda; Insecta; Hemiptera; Pentatomidae. The record is from the annotation of a GenBank genome assembly.
AUGUUAGGCCUCGUCACGUCACCGCGGAACGGCUGCUUAGAGAACUUGGAACACCGAAGUACACAAAGGAGUGAUGGAGAUGACAAAACAGCAGAGGAAAGCAGGCAGAGGUUCUCCUUCGAAUCAGAUGCUUUUGAACCAUUGGUUCCCCCAGACUUUCAACUUGAACUUUCAAAACUCAGAAUCCCAGUCGCCGAAGACCUCCCUCGGAGGAUAGAGGUUUCUAGAGAAGAAUCUCGCGAAGAAAACGAGAACAUAACUGAAGACGAAAACGGAACAGAAGAUGAUAAUGAAAGGGAAGACGAAAACGGAAGUGAACAAGAUGGUCGAGAGGACAGUCCGGAAAGUGAUAAUGAGGACAACGAAGAUGAUGAUAGAACUGAUCAAGAUUCUAACGAAGAAGAAGACGAUCAGAGGGGGAGUGAACGAUCCAACGAAGAAGGUGAUGAGGAAGAUGAGAGAAAGGAAGAAGCACCUUCUGAUUACGAAGAUUACGAUUCACCAAAAAAUACUAUUUCUUAUCAUUACGAUGAGAGCGGCGAGGAACCCGAGAAGAAGCCGAAGAAGAAGCGACCACACGUGGACUACGAGGUGACCGAGACGAUCCCCCACGACACGAAGACCGUCCGGCCGAUGCAGAAGGUGUACCCUCUGCCGCCCCCUUGCCCCGGGGCGCCGCCCCCGACCUACCCCACCACCGAGGCCCCAUCCACCAAGAUGCCUCCGCCCCCACAACCUCCGACAUUUCCGCCGGCUCCAACUUUCCCUCCCUUUCCUAAAAUAUUCCCCGACAACCCGCACUCACUUUUAUCUCAAGACGAUUUCCUCGAUUCAUAUUUCCCGACAUCCUUCAUGUCCUCCUCGUCUUCCUUCCCUAAAGCGAUGUUCCGGAUGCCAGCCCCGAUUCGGAAACAUCCUCUGAAACGUUACACGCCCGGUGGAAAGGAAUCGCAGAAGAUUCACAAGAGAGUAGCUAACCCUCGAGUCAUCCUGCGCUACCACCAGCCCACCGCCUUGGUGAUCCGCAAGGUCCAGCACGGCCCACCUCCUGACAGGGUCAUCAUCAGGAAGCCGCUGGCACCGCCCGUGAAGGAGGUCCACAUCCACCACCACCACGACACUCCAGGCCAGGUUCUCCACAUCCACAAAGAUGACGAUGGAACCCUCCUGGACACGGCCAGGUUCAAGGCCAACGUUGAGGGUCAGCGACUCGUAAGCGACAGCCAAUACGAGACUGCGACGACUGGUCCCUUCGCAGAGCCACCGUCCAACAUCCGCCUCUCGUCCAGGCGGGUCUCGUAGUAUUGACCUUUAGUUCGGGUUGAAUUUAUUAUACCUGCUCAAGUUG